GUCCUUCUCCCUUCUAUCGUUCUUUGUCUUGUGGAAGAUGGGAUGCGCAGCUGAUGAGUUGUUCAAAGUAAGUAAGGAGCUGGUGAUACUAUGCAAAGGCUGGACAAAGAACAACCGCCAACUAUGUCGUCCAUGUGACUUCUUCCCGUUUCUCUCUUUUCCUUCCUUCCAAGCUGUGCUCAAUUUGAUGCUGCUGUAGUAUGAUGUAUAAAAGAGCAUAUUCCCUACCUCCAAAUGAGGCUGACCAAACCCUCCCUCAGAGCUUUUCACGCACUUCAACUCUGGGUCCCAGAACCGACUGUAAGGCUUCAGAACCAAUAUUAAUGUGCUUUUUUGCUGAUAGUAACUUCAGUUUUUAUAACAGCUCUCAUUUGGCCAAAAGAUCGCUUCAAUAUGGACAAGAGGAAGAGAGGAAAGGAUGAUGAAACAGGAGGAUAUAAGCGCGUUCGAAUUGACUUGGAAAGUCUACCUGCGCAUCUAACAUCUAUUAGCCAAAUGUUUGGCGGCGUGGAACUCAGCUCGGACACCAAAACCACUCUUUGUGAAACCAUUGCCAGCUCUAGAGAGAAGCUAGUCAAUGGGGAUCCAGUUGACGGGGUCGACAUUCUCAAGAAAGGCAUUUUUUCAUUGCAUUGUGCUCCAGAUGUUGUCUUCAAGUUCUCGGACGGCGACGGAUUAGAACUGAGAUCUCGCUGGCAUCGUGCCAUGCAAAGUUUCGCCAGUAUACAUAAACAGCCUAAGUUUGACUCGCUUGUUUUCCCUCGGCAGACUCUCUUCGAACUGCAAGUCAAUGGCAAAGAGGGUAUAGUCAUUGCCGAGGAACGAUUGCCACUGGCCAACAACUAUUUGGUACAUAAGCAACGUUAUGAGUCGCUCGGUUCACGCCUUGAACCCGCACUUCGAAACCUCACAAAAUUCAUUGUCCUCAGUGGCUUUAGUCGGGUGGAAUUCAAGACCAUCCCGAUUCUCCACAAACAAGAGCUGGAGCCUGGGGCCAACCCGAAGAUUGGCCUGGUGAACCUCGGCAGCUGUGGCGGUAUUCAUGGAGAGCAUGCCCGGAAGACUUACCAUGACGCUUUCUUUGGAAACGGCCAGACUUCGCGAGGCUUGUUCCGAUGUAUCGCUCCAGAGCACUUUGCCGUAGUUAAAAGCGAAGCGUCAAAGCACAAGGUGACCUUUAACGAAAAGAUGUAUUUUGAUGCUCGGAAAGUCCGCCGUGAUGAUCUUGAAGAGGCUCGUCACAAUCUUGAGCUCGCCAGUGAAAACGACGCCUAUGAAAACAGAGCUAAGAGCAUAUUUGAAGCUGUUGCGACGGCCCUAUCCGUGGCUAUUCCGCCGACCUUGGAGAUUAUCACCAAUCGUCUUGACGCCCUCGAUGAGAAACAGCAACUAUUCAUGGCAACUCGGUGGUUCAGGGUUAGGUCCAUCGAUCAACCAGAUCUUAUUUUGCGUGGCGUCAUGGUAUUAGACCCUGAAAAUAGAUCGCGGGCGGCGCUGAGCAUGUCGAUCCAAGGGAGCAUCGCAUCCUCAUUAGCAGAUACUACAUCCCUUCGCCGGCACUUAGGCCACUUUUGCUGCAUGGACUUGAUAAAUCGAGAGCACACACCAGAAGAGACGGACUACCCUUUCAUCCAAGGCGACGACUUGCCCGCAGUUGGCAGACUGAAGGAUGCGAGAUACUUGCACCAACUCAUGGGCUCCCUUUAG
Molecule: messenger RNA, 1707 nt
Organism: Trichoderma harzianum CBS 226.95
Lineage: Eukaryota; Fungi; Ascomycota; Sordariomycetes; Hypocreales; Hypocreaceae
Exons: 2
Coding region: 394-1707 (437 amino acids)
Source: RefSeq, a predicted model, not a curated record